CAGAAACGUAACAAGGCAUACCGUUCCUUAAAUGUUGAGAGAACAAAACAACUCAAACGUUCUCCAGUGGUUGUACGAUUACCUCCACACAACAUUGUGUAGUUGUUUUUGAUUAAUGUAAUUUUAUCUGAGCCUACAAAAACAUACUCCUACUCCACAUUUGGAACUUGUUAAAGAACAAAACUACAACUUUAGGGCAGAAUCCUGCAUUCAACCCAUUGUAAAGAUGCUAUUUUUGAUGCAGUAAGACCCAUGAUGCAUUGCGUUUCCACGUCACACUUUCAAUCCCUAUAGGGUAGGGAUCCCCAUGUGCUGUAUGUUGGCCUAUUUGUUAAUUUUCUACCAUUUAUCCUGAUGAAUUGGAGCCAAUCCCACCUGCCACCCUGAACAGCAACCCCUGUGAUUAAUCUGAUUAAAAAUUUAGUGUAUUUGGUUGGUAUGUGAGCAUAUGUACCGUAUUUGCCUUGUGAAAUGGAACAAGGUCUUAACUCAUUCUUCUUCUAUGCCACAUCAAUGUGGAAUGCACUCCCAACAGGUGUAAAAGUAAGUGCAUCUCUAUCCUCCUUCAAAACCGCACUAAAACAACACCUCCAGGCAACUUCAACCCUUUACUAACACCCUCCCCCAUCCACAUCCCAUCUCCUUGGAUUGUAAAUAACCAAAUGUAAAUAAUCAAAUGUAUUUCUAAUGUGUAUACUUGUUCUUAUGCUAUCUGAACUCACUAUGUUCUCUGCUCCCUGUACGUAUCCUACUAAGUCAGACCUACACUGUUUCAAUGUCCAUUUCUCUGAUGAUGCAAUUGUUGAUGACUGAAGUGCUGAUAUCAACCAAACCCUCCUCAUCCCACCCCCCGGAUUGUAUUUAAUAUUCGGACGGUUGUGUACGCGAGCGCAGCCACUUAUUGAACAUCACCCUGACCAUGCAUCGUCUCCUAAUGUCCUCCAGUGAUCUUCUGGAUAAACUCACCGCUCUAUUUAAAACGGCCAUGGACAACGAGCAGCCAGAAGAAUGCCAAAGGAUAUGCUACCUCAUCAGGCAUUGGAUUCAGGAAUUCUGGAUGAUGUUCAGGUUGCACCACAGCUUGUCAGACAGCUUGGACCAACUCCGAGAUCUGAUCAUGGAGCAUGGACAGGAGCAUCUUUACUCUCUUCUAGAGACCAAAUGGAUAAAUGAACGGGACUGGUCAUGGAAGGCCAGCCAGAAGAUCAAAGCUAACAGCAGCAAAAAGAGAAAAGUCUCUCUUCUUUUUGACCACCUGGAGCCCAUUGAACUGGCUGAGCAUCUCACCUUCCUGGAGUUUAAAUCAUUCUGCAGAAUAUCAUUUGUUGACUAUCAGAAAUACAUACGCAACUGCUGCAUGAAGGACAUCCCCUUGAUGGAACGUUCCAUCGCCUUGUGUAACGGCGUCUCCCAGUGGGUUCAGCUGAUGGUGCUGAGCAGGCCCACUGCUCAGUUGAGAGCUGAGGUUUUCACCAAGUUUAUCCACGUGGCACAGGUUUUACACCUCAUGCACAACUACAACACGCUAAUGGCAGUGGUUGGAGGGCUUUGUCACAGCUCCAUAUCAAGACUGAAGGACACCACCUCCCAUGUACCCAAUGAAGUCAUCAAGGUGUUAAAUGAAAUUACAGACCUGCUGUCCUCCUGUCGAAACUUUGAUAACUACAGACAGGCAUUCAACAAGUGUGCAGGUUUUAAAAUCCCCAUCCUUGGGGUUCACCUCAAAGACCUCAUUUCAGUCAACGAGGCAAUGCCGGACUAUGUGGAGGACAAUAAAGUCAACGUCCAGAAGCUCCAGGCGCUCUACAGCCACAUUAACGAGCUGAUCCAGCUCCAGCAGAUCCCCCCUAAGCUGGAUGCCAACAAAGACCUCGUCCACCUGCUGACGCUGUCCUUGGACCUUUACUACACCGAGGAUGAAAUCUAUGAACUCUCCUAUGCUCGGGAGCCCAGACACUGUAAAACCACUCCAGCCACCCCCUCUAGACCUCCAGUGGUUGUGGACUGGGUAUCAGGAGUUGCUCCCAAACCUGACCCCCGAACCAUCAGCAAGCACGUGCAGAGGAUGGUGGAUUCCGUGUUUAAGAACUACGAUCACCACGAGAACGGCUUUAUUUCUCAAGAGGACUUUGAGAAAAUUGCUGCCAGUUUCCCCUUCUCCUUCUGUGUCAUGGACAAAGAUAAAAAGGGUCUUGUCAGUAGAGAUGAGAUCACAGCUUAUUUCAUGCGUGCCAGUGUCAUCUGCUCUAAACUGGGCCUGGGCUUUGUCCACAACUUUCAGGAGACGACUUAUAUGAAGCCCACCUUCUGCGACAAUUGCUCAGGAUUUCUGUGGGGCGUCAUCAAGCAAGGCUAUAGAUGCAAAGACUGCGGGAUGAAUUGUCACAAGCUGUGCAAGGACCAGGUGGCCUUUGAGUGCAAGAAGAACACUAAAGUGAACAAUAACACCACUGACAGUCCUACGCCUUGCCCCACAACUGUGACCACGGGAACUUCUGAGGUUUCAGACAAAUGUCCUUUCCAGUACUUGUCUGAUGACAGCAAAGAGUGGCGCUCUGACUCUCCAGUCACCUCACAUUUGGAGAUAAACAGGGUCCACAGCGCCACCCAGACAGAGGGACCACCGCUGUCCCCUGAAGCCGCUUGGCCUCAUCCGUCCCUUUUUGUCCUGGUGCCCCCAACUUCGCCGACAUGUCCCAGCCCACUGCUCCAGAGGAAACAGCGACACUGUGCUAAAUGGGAGAACCGAGCUUCGGUUGUGCAGAAGCCCAGGGAGCCCGAAGAAGAAUACAAUCAACGAGUCAGCGAAACCCUUCAAUCAGAGAACCAAAGGCUCCAGAAAGCCAACGAGACACUACACAGGAAGUUAAAUAAGGCAGAGCAAGAGGUGGAGGUGUUAAAGACGCUGCUGAAGAGACACACACUUCAUCCUGUGGAAGAGGACGACAACUCCUAAAUUGAUCAAGUAGUGUGUGUACAUAUCAUGAGAUCGACAUGUGUGGUCUGUAUUCACCUGGCGGUCCAGAUUGAAUAAACAGUACAGUGCAACCUCAAAAUUUAAAUACUCCAAAUUUGGACCUACAUUUUUCUCAAAUGUAAAACAAGACUAUCCUUGAGCAUGACGUCAUGUGACAUGCCAACAAAUCUCAUGAGCGUUUGAACUUUUUCAUUGGCUUUUUUGUGAUGCCAAUACAGAAGAUGACAGAGAGCUUAUAGUAAGGUAGUAAAGUAUCUGGGUGCUAAACAAUUAUAUAUUUAGCAUUGUUUUUAUUAUAUAUCAUUUGUUUUCUUUAUAUGUUACAGGAAACAGUGUUGUGUUGGCCAGAAACAAUAGUUUUAUUCAUUUACUGUAUGUUUUAAAGUUGAUAACUUGUUUUUUUACACUUGAAUGAUAUUGUAGUUAUAGUGAGAAUGUUACUUAAAACAUCACCUGUACAGUUAACACAGUUUUUUUUAAAUCAUUGGUAUUUAUUUUUUCGACAAAAUCUUUUUUUUAAAUGUCGUAAAAGUCAACCAGCGACCUUUGUAGGUUCCACUGUACUGUAAGACUUUGAUAAACAUGAAACUGAAUGCAUACGCCAGUCAAGGUAUUUAGGAACUUAGAAGGAUGUUUACCAGUAAAAACACAGAUUCAUGAUGAUAAGCAAAUAAGAAUAUUGUAUGAUGUCCAUAGAACAUAUGUAUUAGUGUAAAUAUAGUCAUUAAGAAUGGCGCCUAAUGAUAAUUUUUGCAUCCUUUCCAUGUUCGUUGUCUGAAACACUACACAGUUCAAGACAUAUUUUUUGUACAUUGGUCCGUACUGGUCAAUGUUGUUGUUUUUUGCUUAUGAGGAGUUUAUUGAGCAGCCUUUUGUGUCAAUGCUCUGCAGUCUGAUACUAGGCGGUGGCAUCCUCGGCAUCUUUUUGGUCAGUAUUGUGAGCUUGUUGAAAGUAAAUUUUGGGAACUCAGUAAGAAA
Molecule: messenger RNA, 3955 nt
Organism: Nerophis ophidion (straightnose pipefish)
Lineage: Eukaryota; Metazoa; Chordata; Actinopteri; Syngnathiformes; Syngnathidae
Product: RAS guanyl-releasing protein 1-like
Exons: 16
Coding region: 920-2956 (678 amino acids)
Biological process (GO): positive regulation of GTPase activity; Ras protein signal transduction
Cellular component (GO): plasma membrane
Molecular function (GO): guanyl-nucleotide exchange factor activity; calcium ion binding
Source: RefSeq, a predicted model, not a curated record